AGGGUGGGUGCUGGGGUGGAGGCUUUGGAUUAAUGCUCUAGGUGAGAGCAUGAAGCUCUGUUUUGUCCAUCGGUUCUCGUCCGACCGUGAAGGCCAAGGAAGGCACCAGACCUGUUGCUGUCGUGAUGGAGCAACAAACUAGUAACCCUACUAAGGAAAAAGGCAAAGAGGAAGAUAACGUUGCGUGUCUUUGUCCAGCAAAAUCCUCCCCCAGUUAUAUUAAUCUUCCAGCAAAUUACACACCAGCUAAUUUCUUGACCAUCCAGACAAAGCUGCCUUCAGCCCCACUUCCUUCAGGAGCUGGUCAGAAGCCCAAGGAAUGCCUAGGACUCCUCGAGUGCAUGUACGCCAACCUCCAGCUCCAGACCCAGCUUGCUCAACGACAGAUAGCUAUUUUGGAAAACUUGCAGGCAUCUCUCUCACAGCCAGGUUCUGGGAGGGAGAGCAAGAACUGCUCGCUCCCUGGCUUAUGUUGCAAACUGCUGUUAAAUCACCUGCCCCAGUUCCAUAAAUGA
Messenger RNA from Mus pahari (shrew mouse), 515 nucleotides. RefSeq names its product TSSK6 activating cochaperone (gene Tsacc). Gene Ontology annotation, cellular component: cytoplasm. The record is from RefSeq and is a predicted model, not a curated record. The coding region runs from base 126 to 515 and encodes 129 amino acids. NCBI's taxonomy places the organism in Eukaryota, Metazoa, Chordata, Mammalia, Rodentia, Muridae. Gene Ontology annotation, molecular function: protein-folding chaperone binding. The transcript is spliced from 4 exons.